AUGGGUAUUGCAACAGCACUUGUUUGGGCAGCGACUGCAGUCGGCGUGACCAGUGCGGUCACAGUUGCGCACGCGGAGGACGCGGCUCCCUAUGAAGCUAACGUAACUCUGCUGACGCAGAAGGUUUACGGUGAUGAUACCUACCCAGUAUGGCAUCGCCGCCUCCUGCCGCCGGAGACUCCCCGUGCGAGAUACCCCGGAUUCAAGCCGGAGACGGCUGUACUCAAAAAGGGCUCCAAACGCCGCGAGGGAGCCAAGUCUUUGCGCUGCGAUAUUCUUUUGGAGCGUGACGUGGCCGUGACACUGCGGGACGGCAACACUAUCUAUGCCGACAUCUUUCGCCCUACAACCAAUGGUACUUACCCGGGCAUUGUGCAUUGGAGCCCUUAUGGCAAGGAGACAGGCAACCAGCAUCUCGACGACAUUCCUGGGCGCUACAACGUACCACUAUCGUCCCUGUCCGAACUUCAGAAGUGGGAGGCCAACGACCCGGCCGAGUGGGUGUGCAACGGCUACGCCAUCCUCCAACCAGACACACGAGGCGCUUUCUCGUCGACGGGCAACUUUCCCUUCUGGGGCCGACAGCUGGCUGAAGAUGGCUACGACUUCAUCGAAUGGGCUGCCAAUCAGACAUGGUCCAGCGGCAAGCUCGGCAUGUCUGGCAACAGCUGGCUCACUAUUUCGCAAUAG
This is a messenger RNA of Pestalotiopsis fici W106-1, 690 nucleotides long. RefSeq lists its product as uncharacterized. The transcript has a single exon. Bases 1 to 690 code for a protein of 229 amino acids. Lineage: Eukaryota; Fungi; Ascomycota; Sordariomycetes; Amphisphaeriales; Sporocadaceae. The record is from RefSeq and is a predicted model, not a curated record. Gene Ontology annotation, molecular function: hydrolase activity.